CCUAUCUCUAGUUUAGAAUGGAAUAUUAUUUGUUUCAUUAGUACUUUAACGUUUAAGACAUUAACGUUAGUAAAUACAAAGACAUAUUCCCAUUUAAAGUGUGCAAUAUCGAAAAUGUGUUCACAUCAGAUCACGUUUAUCGUUCACUUAGUCACAUUAUAAAAGUAAAUGUCAAAAUUAAUUUCUUUUCCACAAAUUUUGUAUCACACGUGCUUUUACUUAUUACGUAAAAAUUAAAAAUGCCUCCAGUAACACCAUCAAAUGACCCUCGAAGUAAGUUAACCCUGAAACCUUUAAAUUCUCAGAAUAUCCUGUUUUAUUAUGCCCCUCUUCAGGGAGCACUAAGUUAUACAGCUUUAUCGGUGAACGUGAUGAAUCCUUCUUUGGUACUAAGGCUAUUCCCUAAAAGAGACAUUACAAACAUCUUAUUGUUUAACUCGUUAGUUGGAUCUGGAUUGUAUUUAUACAAUAGACCUCAUUUGCAAGUAGCUACAAAACAAAAACGAAUUUUAUAUAGUGCAUUUGGUGCUGUAAUGUUUUCUUUGGGAUCUGUCUUAACAUGGGCAAUUGUUAGAAGUGUAAUCCCUGAAAAUCUAAUCUUAUGCACUGCAGCAGGAAUUGGAUCUAGUUUGGCCCUUUUAAAAUUAGGACACUACUACAUUGGCCAUAUUGAUUCAUUAGUUAAAGUUUAAGGUUAAUUCUAUUUUUGUGUGUAAUUUAGUCAUUGUACUUCUAAUUUUUUAAGUUUUAACAUAUUUAUGUACAUACUAACUGUUGAAUAAAAGUACUGUUUUCAUUACAUGUA
Molecule: messenger RNA, 805 nt
Organism: Agrilus planipennis (emerald ash borer)
Lineage: Eukaryota; Metazoa; Arthropoda; Insecta; Coleoptera; Buprestidae
Exons: 3
Coding region: 240-692 (150 amino acids)
Source: RefSeq, a predicted model, not a curated record